This is a messenger RNA of Macrobrachium nipponense, 1220 nucleotides long. RefSeq names its product blastula protease 10-like. The coding region runs from base 165 to 1220 and encodes 351 amino acids. Gene Ontology annotation, molecular function: metalloendopeptidase activity. Gene Ontology annotation, biological process: proteolysis. The transcript is spliced from 8 exons. The record is from RefSeq and is a predicted model, not a curated record. Lineage: Eukaryota; Metazoa; Arthropoda; Malacostraca; Decapoda; Palaemonidae.
UCCACGAAAUCGGCCACACCUUGGGUUUCUUUCACGAGCAAUCCCGCUCAGACAGAGACCAAUAUGUUCACAUCAACACGGAUAACAUCGUACCUGCGGCUAUCGGAAAUUUCAACAAGAUUACUGACAAUAACUAUUCUAUAGAAUAUGACUUCUCGUCCGAUAUGCACUAUGGGUCAAGGAGCUUUACAGCGAAUGGGAAGAUUACCAUAGUUACAAGGAACCCUCUUGCUCAGGAACUCAUAGGCCAGAGGAGAGGUCUCAGUCAUUACGACAAGUUAUUGGCAAACAGGAUGUACUCUUGUACAAAUAAAUGGCUUCGAAACUGUGGGUUACCAUCAGAUCCUUGCAAGAACGGCGGAUAUACUGGGGCAAAGUGCCAAUGUUUAUGCCCUUCUGGUACCUCUGGGAGGCAGUGUGAGGUCAUCAGUCAGGGAUAUUAUGACAGUCUUCUCUCAGGAUGCUCAGAAAAUAUAACAACAGAGGGGAAAAUAGCAUCGCCGAAUUACCCAAAUAAUUAUCCUGCAGACCUCCGAUGCGUCAAGUGGAUUCAGGCUCCCGAAUGCCACAAGGUGCAGCUCGUCUUCAGGUCCUUCGAAAUCUUCGGCCGCAGCGCCUUCUGCAGGGAGGAGAGCUGCUGCUUCUAUGAGAUCCUCGAGAUCAGGACGAAGGACCUUCUCGACGGAGACAUCUACUGCGGCACUGAUAUCCUACCUGGGACAGUUUUUACGUCAUGGACCAAUCACAUGGUCCUUUUUUUCAUCACGAGAACCAGCGCGUUCCCCGGAUGGUCAGCUGAUGUGACCUUCGUCCCAGACCUUGAUUGCAAACCCACCAUUCCACCUAUGAAGACCGAAUCUACAAGACCACCUACUCCAUCAAUCGUUGAGUAUUCUUCUACAGUAUCUACUCCCAGUCCGAGUACUCAUGUGCCUAUUGAAGCUACGUACACGACUACUCACACUGUUCCUACAACUCCGGGAGAAUUCAGCUGUGAAACUCAUGUCAUCAGUUCGACCAGCAUCCAGUGGACUUCGCCUAUGUUUGGAUUUACUGACUAUCCCGAGGACGUGGACUGCGCUUUGACACUCUCCUCUCCUUUUCCAGCUUGGGCUACAAUGACACUGAACGAGUUCGCGCUGCAGCAACCUAAUGAACGCGGCCAGUGUCAGGAUGCAGUUAUAAUCCAGAAGCCUUUCGACCUGGGCCAAGAAGAGUAA